AUGGCGACUGAAUAUCAAUCAGUAUUUACUUUUCUCAAUUUGACUACAUCGUUAACAACGAUCGAUCGUGAACGUAUGGAAAAACUUCGUUCAUCUUAUGAUACGAUAGUCAAAACAUCGUCAGUUACUACUAUGGGAGUAAAUAUAGAUGAUCAACUUAAACAACUUGCUCAAAUAUUUAUGCUUAUCGAUGAUGCAACAAAUAUUGAUCAUUUAAAAAUUUGUGUUACAGCAAGUAGUAUAGGAGUAGCAUGCGAAGCAAUUUUCGCUAAAUAUGCUGAUAUGAUGAUUAUGGAAAAAAGAAAUGCAAAGAAGGCACUACAACAGUCGACCGCAUCAGUCACAACAAAUAUUACUGAUAAGCAAGCAACCAACAUAGUAGAAUAUUUAUCGCAUAUCAUCUGUCAAAUUAUUGUCAAACAAAAUGAACCAGCUGUUAUCGGGUUUAUUCAUAACUUUCUUCUAUCUCCAGUUGGUGAGGCUACAUCAACACCAUCCACUAAGACCUUUGCUGUAUUAUCUCCAGACACUCUUGUUCAUGGACCUCUAAAUCCGAGUUCGAUACUAGAUGCUUUUAUUCGUUCUCAAUUAAUGGCUAAAGGUGGUACAAUCAAUGUUGGUCGUCCGCUUACUAAAUUUUCAUUGGUAGAGCCAAUAACAUUGGUCGACGAAUUUGAUACUUGGCAUUUCGAUCAAUUACGUGGACUAUUCGAAUUAAACCUUGUCUCGGAGAAAAAACAAUUUCCAUCCAUAUGGAGAUUGGCAUCAAAUGCUAAAAUCUUCUUCGUUUUAGAGUUACCUGGCGGUGACAGAAAUAAUGAUCAGGAAAAUGUACAAACGAGUAGAAUUAUCGAUCGACCAAGUACAGCAUCAUUAGAACAAUUUGUUGAAGAUGUUUGUGAGAAAGAAAACAAUGGUAUGGCUAGUAAAUGGAUUGGUGCAUUGCGUGCAGAUGAUCUUUUUACGUUUGAUCAUCUUGCCAAUCUAAAAUACAACGAAUGGAGUGAACUUAAAGUGUUAACUUUGAAUGGAAGAAAAGUUCUCAAAUCGUAUAUCGAUCGUGAAAAACAAACGGCUAGCGAUGCCAAAACAGCCAAAAGCGCAAAUACAAGUGGAAUACAAUCGCAUUCGGAAUUACUCGCGUAUCUUCAUCAGAUCAAAUUAUAUUUUCAUCAUAUACUUGCUGAUCUAUUUGCCGAUGCUCAAGUUCCAACUCCAGCUAAAUUGGAUGCUCGUUGUGUUCAUUUAUCAUUCGAUGAGAUGCGUAAGGAUGGUUUUGCUGAUGAUGGACUUUUCGAUGAAAUGAAAAUGUUUUUUCUUCCACUUACCAUGAUCGAAGAAGAUUUAGCUGUCGAUGAUUCACAAUGGCGUUUUAUUUCGCAAAAUAAUAUGAGAGAACAACAGAAACUAUUGGAAAGGAGAAAAUAUCUACUCACAGAGCUGAGCGAGAAGGAAAGUGAAUAUUAUCGACAUGAUGAUAACGUUCGAAGAUUAAGAAAAGAGAUGCAUACAAACAAACAAGUAUCAGCAGAUGAGAAUGGAGAAGGAUAUGGAAACUUUUCAGUGUCAGAAUUAUUGGAUAUUAAUCGACAAGCAAUGGAACAAUUGGAUUCAGAUCGAAAUAAACUACGAACUCAACUUCAAGCCAUUGAAGAUCUACUCAGUAAUAUCGAACAAAUCUCAAUGAAACGUAAUGAUAAAAGUGAUAAAAAGAAAGAACGAGAUCUUAUCAAGCCAAAUCGAGGUUUUAUCAUGUAUGGACCACCAGGCACUGGUAAAUCAGAUAUCAUGAGUAAACUAUCGACACGUAUGGGUGUGAAUAUGGUUGCACCUCCAAUUGCUGCUGGUGAACUUAAUCGACCACUUGUAGGCGAAUCGGAACGUGUAAUCUUGGAUAUUUGUAUGCGUUGUCAUCGAACACCUUAUCUGAUGUGCUGUGUAUCUAUCGAUGAAAUUGAUUCGUUAGCACCGAAACGUACAGAUGAUUCAAGUGAUGGAAAUGUAGCUAAACUUAGUGUUCUAUUAUCAGUCAUUGACGGUAUCAAAGAUGUACCCAAUUUGAUGAUCUUUUGUGCUACAAAUCGUUUACAUACGAUGGAUGAAGCAUUUUUACGACGUAUGUCCGGAAAAUUCUUUGUUGGACGACCUUCAUCUCGCGCUCGAAAGAGUAUUCUAAGUGGAAUGAAACCAUGGCAUUUAUCACCACAUUUACUCGAAAAUUUAACUACGGCAACAACUAAUUUCAGUGGAGCUGCACUCAGAGCUCUUCGUCGAUUGAUUACAGUACACUGCGUUGAUGCUCAACGUAUUAAUCCACGUUAUCAACUUGACUAUCGUACAAUGCUUCAAUUAACUGAUACAACAGCAAGACAAUAUCGUAUUUUAAUUGGUGCAGAAACUUUACCGACUCUUUUAUUGCGUACGUUAGUUGACGAUGAUCAAUCAUUCGAAGAUGAUCAACAACCAAAACCACGAUUCAAUGAUUUACCGAAUAAACCUAGAUCGCUGUAUACUGGUAAAAUAAUUAUUAAUUUACAUGCACGUCGUAUUGAUAUCGAAUCAAUACUUAUGCAAGUGGGUACGGAUGAACGUGAAAAAGUUGUUUAUCAAGAAUUUUUACGUGAUUCAGAAACUAAUUUACAAGAGUUACUUGAACGUUUGACUGUCUAUGGAAAAUCACGUAAUGUGCAACUUCUUCAAUUGAUCGAUCUUAAUCUACUCUCAGCUGAAAGUGCUUAUGAUGAAAAAGAUAAAUUCGAAACUUUGAAAGAACGUCUUGACGAAUGUGCAGGUUAUCGUCGUUCAAUGAUCGUCUAUGAUUUAGAUUCAUUGAUUGGAGUGAAUAAAAGUGAAGGAAAUUCUUCAAUGGGUCGAUCAACUAAUUUUUCAUUAAUCAAUCAAAAUGUGUAUACUUACGUAAAAGAUAAAUUUCAAACUGCAUAUAUCGAACCAUCACCGAUGUUUUCCAAUACAACUGAAAACAACAAUAAUGAUAUUGUUAGUACUGAGAAAUGGUCCGUCAUGGUUAUACGUGAUCAAUUUCUUCUUCGUCAAUUUUGUGAUGAUGUUCAAUUUACACGUACAUCAAGUGAAAUUGAAGAAGAAGAAGCUCAAAUGCGUAGUGCUGACGAACGAAUUAAAUGUGUUCAAUGUAACGAUUAUUAUAUUGAACCAGAUAAUAAGAUGGGUGUUUGUAUGCAUCACGAUGGAUUUGUCUAUGAUAAUCAUUCAUUGACACUUGACCAUUGGGGUCAAAGAGAUGCAGUAGAACGAUUAUUGAAAGAAGAAGCAGCUGCUAUACAAAUGUCAUUAAAAACUCCAUUGUCACCAGAAGAAAAAGAACGAAUGGAACGUGAAAAAUUACGUUUUAAAUAUAUUUGUUGUAAUCAAACUGUACAAACUGCAAGUUCAAUGGGUGGUUGCAAGAAAGGAAAACACAGUCCACCCAACAUGACAUUACUCGAAUGGGAAUACGCCUGUGAUAAUCAUAAGGACUAUCAAGAUAAACGAUUGAACUUGCUUCGAAAUAAAUUGAUACUUAUUAUGGCAACUAAUCGCAAGAUCAAAGAAGAAGAAGAACGAUUACAAGCAGCAAAUAUACGACUGCUACGUGAACUUGAAUUGAGUCAAAUGAGUGAUGCUGAUGAACAGAUUGCUAGACAAGAAUUUGCCAUGUUCGACGAGAUGAAAAGUGAACUUGAAAUAUUGAAUCGCGAUAAUGAAGAACGUAUACAUGAACUUGAUGCAGAAAUUCAAGAUAUGAAUCAGGACAUUGACACUGCUGAAUCAGAACUCAAUCAACUCAAUGAACAAUUGGAACGAUUUCGUAUUGACAAAGAAAUUCAGGACAAAGAUUUUCACCAAAUGACUGCUAGAUUGAGCAAACAAACUGACGAACUAGAACGUACUGAAGAAGAAUUAUUAAAGUUUCGUCGACAAGAGCUUGAACUUGCUGUCGAAUGCGACAAAUGGCAAACGACACUCAUUCAACAACAAGAACUAAUUACAGAAGAGAAACAACGAGUCGCUGAUCUUGGACAACAAAUGGCAGUAUUGGAAAAUAAUAAACGUUUGCUAGAAAAACGAAGCGCUGAACUUACUGAAGAAUUAAAAGCUGCCGAAACUGAACAAGUCGCUCUUCAACAAGAAUUAGCUAAGAUUGAUGCUGAACGAGUUCCAUUGGAACAGCAAACGAAACGAUUACAACAAGAAUUAGCUGCACUUCAACGAGUUGUUCAACAACAGACCGAGAAAAUUCGUCAAACUCAGGAAGAAAUGGCUCAAUGUGAACAAGAAAUAAAUGCAUUAAAUACGCGUAUUCAAGAAUUGGAACAAGCCAAGCAGCAAUCGGAAAAUGAAAUACGUGGAUUAGAACAAUUAAUUGAACGUAUUGAAGAGAUGAUAGUACAAGCGGAAACGCAGCAACGCGAAAUAGAGAAAUUAAUUCAACAGAAAAAUGAACAAAAACAGGCGGCUGAACAGGAGCAACAUGCAGCUGAGAGUGAAGCUCAACAAUUACAACAAGCUGUCGAAUCACUUAACAGUGAAUUACAAGAAGCGCAAAACAGAUUAGCUACAGCAAUUGGCGAACUCAAUGAAUGUGAAGAAAAAAUACGUGAAGCCGAAAAUGAAAUUACUAAAUUGAAAGAAUUAGUGGAACAAAUCGAAGAGGAAGUGGAAACUGCAAAAACUGAACUCACCGAUCUCACUGAGCAACAUGAAGCUAAACAAACUGAAGUAACGGAAGCUGAAGCGGAGAAAGUGAAACUUGAAGCGACACUUACUAAAAAGCAAAAAGAACUCCAAGAAGCUACCGAAGAAGUUACUAAACUCGAACAAGCUGUAGCUGAAACUAAAAGUAAACUUGAUGAAGCGACAACAUUGCUAAAUCAAAAUACAGAAACAUUGCGUAAAGAAGAACAAAAUGAACUGGAUAAGAAAAAGGAAUUGGACGAUCAACAAAAAAUCGUUAAUGAUGCGAAGAAAGAAGAAGACAACUGUACUAAUGCAGAGAAUGCCGCAAAGAAAACUAUGGAUGCUGCGAUUCUUACUGAACAAACAGAGCAGGCAGCAGUACAGGCAGCGAAUGCAGCGUUGCUACAAGCUCAAAAUGCACUUAAACUAGCUCAAUUUGACGAAAAGAUAGCACGAGACAACAAAAAUAACAGUGCCAUCAAUGAGAAAGUGGGUAUAGUUAGAACUGCUACACAAGCAGUUCACACAUGCGAACAGAAUAAGCAAGCUGCAGACUUUAAGCUGUCACAAGCGUCUGCAAAACGCCAGGAAGCUACGGCUGACCAUCAGUCUGUAAUCGACAAGACACGCCAGGCCAAGCAAAAACAUGAACUAGAGAAGAAAACGCUUAUGACUAAAGACAAUGAAUGGAAUAGACAGAUCGGAAUAAAAAAAGCGGCUGAACGACAGGUCAAUGCACAAAAAGAAGUUGUGACUACAGCUACCGAUGAUCAUAAGGAAGUUAAGGGAAAACUUGAUACAGCCAAAGAACAGAAAACAACAAAAACAAAUGAAUUUAAUGAUGCCGAAGCUGAAGUUCAAAAGCAGACGGAAAAGAUAACAAAGUUGACAAAAGAAGCAACUGAAUUAGAAACAAAAGAAACGCAAGCUAAAGAAACACUUACCAACACAGAGAAUAAAUUGAAAGAAGCUCAAGAAAAACAAAACGUGGCCGAAGAAAAUCUCAAAACAAACACCGAACAACUGAGAGCUAGUCAACGAGCUGUUCAAGAAGCAGGAGCUGCUGCUGGUCAGAAACAACAAGCACUUGGAGCUAAACAGGCUGAACAUGCAGCUAAACAAGGAGCAGCACAACAAGCCAAGAAUAAUGUUGCUGUGAUCGGUCAAGAUAUUGCAUUAGCUGAUGCCAAUAAAGAAGAAUUAGAAAAUGAGAAAAGAAAACGGGAAAAUGCACUGCGUAGGGAACGCGAAAAAAGUCAAAAACUCAAUGCAGAGCAAGAUCAGCUGAAGGCAAAAGUUGAACAAACGCAACAGCAGAAACAACAACAUGCAAGACAAGUACAAGAUUUAAAAAAUCAACUUGAUACGCAAAACGGAGCUAUGAUGGAAAAGAGUAACGAAGUUGACAGCGCUAAGGCUGAUUUGCAAGCGAAAGAACAACACAAAGCUCAACUGCAGUCGCAGCGCGAUGAGCGUACUGCACGUUUUGAACAGGUUAAAAUACAGAUUCGAGAAAAUGAGCAAGGUCUGCAAGAGAACGGAAGAAAUAUGAAACAAAUGGCACAGACCAUACAAAAACUGGAAGUCGAUAAACAGACGAAUGCACGCACAGCAGCUGAGACAGAGCAGCAUCUUCGUCAAAGAAACGAACGACUUCAACAACUAUCCAAUCAAGUUGGACAAAGACAACAAGUUUAUGAUGAACUGCAGAAGCGAAACAAUAAAAUCACAGUUGAUGUCGAGCAACGUCAAGUAGCAAAAGAACGUUUAGAAAAAAAUGCAGAAGAAGUGCACAAUCAAUGGACAUCAAAACGAAUAUGGUUGACAACUGCGAUGAAAAAUGUCACUCAAUUUCAACAAGAUAUAAACAAUAUUAAACUAACUAGUCGUCAACAACAACAACAGGAACGACAAAAUAUGAAUCUACAUCAUACAAACGAUAUUCGACGACAACAACAGCAAGUUCGUCGUAACUAA
Molecule: messenger RNA, 6672 nt
Organism: Adineta steineri
Lineage: Eukaryota; Metazoa; Rotifera; Eurotatoria; Adinetida; Adinetidae
Source: the annotation of a GenBank genome assembly